Molecule: messenger RNA, 886 nt
Organism: Populus nigra (black poplar)
Lineage: Eukaryota; Viridiplantae; Streptophyta; Magnoliopsida; Malpighiales; Salicaceae
Product: glyoxylase I 4-like
Exons: 3
Coding region: 96-614 (172 amino acids)
Source: RefSeq, a predicted model, not a curated record
UAUCCGUCUGCAUAAUCGGAGUUGCCGUGACUAUUUCGACUUCUUCGCCUCAUAAUCAUUCGCCUUUUGUUUUUGGUUCUUGGAUUUCUUUGAGAAUGAAGGACCACAUGGGAAACUCACUCCAUCUCAAGUCUUUGAACCACAUCUCACUUUUGUGUAGAUCAGUUGUGGAAUCCAUUGAUUUCUACCAGGAUGUUCUUGGUUUUGUGCCAAUAAGGAGGCCGGGAUCUUUCAACUUUGAUGGGGCAUGGCUAUUUGGUUUUGGAAUUGGAAUUCAUUUAUUGCAAUCAGAAAACCCAGAAAAGAUGCCGAAGAAAAGUGAAAUUAAUCCCAAGGACAAUCAUAUCUCGUUUCAGUGUGAGAGCAUGGGAGCAGUGGAGAAGAAGCUGAAAGAACUGAGAAUUCAGCAUGUGCGAGCAUUAGUAGAGGAAGGUGGGAUUCAGGUUGAACAGUUGUUCUUUCAUGAUCCUGAUGGAUUCAUGAUUGAGAUUUGCAACUGUGAUAAUCUCCCAGUGAUCCCUCUGGCGGGCGAAGUCGCACGAUCAUGCUCUUGCUUGAACCUUCAAACGAUGCAGCAGGAGAGGCCAAUGCUGCAGCAGGAGAGAGCAAUUUAGGUGGUCGAUAAAAUUCUAUGAAUCUUGUUGGUGUAUGAAGCCAGUGGUCCAGCAGGGGAGAACACAACUUGGUUGGUGCAAUAUGGUCAAUAGAAUUAUAUGCAGCUUCUGGGUCUCUGGCCUCUGUUAAGUGCAUUUUUUAUAUUCCUUUUCGUUGGUUGGUUCUUGUACUGUUAAUAAAAACAAAGCAAAUGAGAUCCUAUGUGGAGAUGAUCAUCUUGUUUCAUUCUAUUUAAUUAUUUGAUGAGAAGGAAUCUAUUGAAAGUUUUCUA